This is a messenger RNA of Phialemonium atrogriseum, 2139 nucleotides long. Its product is annotated as bZIP transcription factor. The transcript has 4 exons. Lineage: Eukaryota; Fungi; Ascomycota; Sordariomycetes; Cephalothecales; Cephalothecaceae. The coding region runs from base 149 to 1927 and encodes 592 amino acids. The record is from RefSeq and is a predicted model, not a curated record.
UGUUAUAGAGCCCGGUUUUGACACUUAUUACUGGUGGACGGACGGAGGUGAGUCGCUCUCCUUGGAUUAUUCCGUACAUGCGAUUAUAAUUAGCAUUCCAAAGGAUGCGUGCUGAGGUUCCCCUCCCUCCCGCUCGUCCCACCCACGUAUGUACUGUACAUCCACACCCUUGCAGACCGGGACUUGCAGAGCAGUCUGGGGUCCGUGUCAGAUCGGACGGUUGGAGGGCCCAGUGUGUAUCUUAUUGUUACAUUUUAUCCAGCGGCGGCCCCAUAUGGCCUCGUCGACGGCCGACCAGCUGUCGUCGCUUGGGGGUGGUGGCACAGAGAACGACACUUCCACUUCGCCUACCGACGAUGCCAGCCUGACCAGGCGUUAUGGACGAGGCUCCAAUGACGACACAGAUGGAUCCAGCCCCUUGUCCCAGCAGCUGCACCAGCCGGGUGUUGGUGCAAGCAAGAAGCGGAAGAUCGGGCCCGGCUCGAGAGGUGUCGCCAAUCUGACCCCGGAGCAGCUGGAGAAGAAGCGGGCGAAUGACCGCGAGGCCCAACGAAACAUUCGCGAACGGAACAAGGCCCUUGUCGAAGAACUGCGUGCGAAAAUAGCCGCCUUGGAGUCGCAGCAGCCGUACCAGGACCUGCAGGCCGUCCUACGCGCCAAGGAGGCCGUCGAGGCCGAAAAUGUCGACAUCAAGAGGCGCCUGAUCUCCAUUAUGUCCAUGAUACAGCCCAUCGUGACAAGUCCAGUUCACCACUCCAACUACGCCUCUCCUGCUCAAGCCUACCUUACCGUCCAACAUCCUCCUGCACCGUCCUCGCUCCACAAUGUCUCGACUCCGACAAGCGCUGCAUCCCCAGCUUCUGUCUCCGUGGCCCAUGGCCAAGGUCAAUGGCCCGGGGAUCUCCUUCCUCAAAAACCCCCGCCACCGAACGUUCCCCUGCCGCAAUCCAAGCUGCUAAACCAGCAGCGCCUUGAGUACGUCCACGGCCUAGACAUGGGCACCGGGGAGAGGUUGGGGCUCGACUUCCUGCUCGACUCGGCGCAGCGUGUCAACCGAAUACAGAGUGGUGCCGAUGGAGCGCAAGACACUCCGCAGUUCCGCCACGUGCCCAUGAAGCACGACUGGACGGGCGUCACACCCUCCCAGGGGUCGCUCCUCGACCAGAACCCAGACGCAAGUCAGUUGGAAUAUGGCGUCGGUAUGGAUCUUGCCGCCGGCACUGGCGUCGAACCCGGGUAUGCCUCGCUGCAGAUCAAGAACUGCUUGCCGACGUGCCCGCUAGAUAGUCUCCUGCUAGAUUUGCUGUCCGAGCGGCGGCAGAGAGCAGCCGAGGGCCUUCCAACGCAAGAGAUAAUCGGCCCCCGGUACCCGUCGGUAUCCUCAUUACUGAACCCUUCCAACAGCCAGUACUCCCACCCGCUUUCGAAGGUGUUCACCGACAUCUUACAGACGUUCCCGGACCUUUCCUCGCUGCCGGAGCGCGUGGCGACUCUGUACAUCAUGUUCCUGCUCAUGCGGUGGCAGAUCAGCCCGACCCGGGAGAACUACGAGCGCCUGCCGGCGUGGAUGGCGCCGCAGCCGGCACAGCUAGACACGCCGCACCCGGCGUGGUUCGACCACCUGCCCUUCCCGCGGAUGCGCGAGCGGCUGGCCCGGACCUACCAGCCCAACGAGUUCCCGUUUGAGAACUUCUUCAUCCCCUUCACCACCACGCUGAGCCUCAACUGGCCGUACGAGGACAUCGACACCCUGCUGCAGAGCCCCGACACAAGCGAGCUCAUGAUCAACCCCGUCUUCGAGCGGCACCUCCGCCGCCUCGACAACUGGACCCUGGGCGACGCCUUCGCCAAGGCGUUCCCCCAGCUGGCCGGCACGUUCAACCUGAAGAGCGAGAGCGCGAACAAUGCCAUCCGGUUGGCGAGAUGAGCGAAACCGGUUCCUCGAUACCGUCCGAUCUUAUCUGGCUUGUCGGUGCAUUUUGAGCAACGUUUUUGCCCGUGACGGCAAUAUCUGCCCAUGUAGACUGUUGUCCGUGGGGGAUGUUCUCAGUAUUUAUCGCAUCUUUUCCCUUGCUGUUCUUUAAAGAUACUUAAUGAUCUUCUUGGGAUUCUAUGGGAGCAUCAUGGUUUGGCGCAGCU